AUGCCUCUCCUCCUCUCCUCCUCCUCCUCCACAGAGCAGUGUACUCUCUCCUUACACCUGAGUACAAGCAAUCAAGGAGAGGAUCUGCUGGGUCCAGAUGUGGUGUUGUCCUCGUGCCAGGUGGAUCUCUCCCAGAGCCUGGGGUGUCGUAACGGGGUGUGUAGCCAGGCCCUGGUUCACCUCAGCGCUGUCACAGACUUCCUCAGGGACGGAGACAGGACGACACAGAUCUCUGUCAAACCCAUCGUCACAUCCAACUUCCCUCUGGAGCGCUACACACUACAGAGUGUCCAGAUCACAGUGAAGGAUGUUCCCUCUGCAUACUGCUACUCUUUCACUGAUCCUCACAUCAUCACGUUUGAUGGCAGGCAGUAUGACAACUACCAGAUUGGGACGUUUGUGCUGUACAAGAGCACGCGGCAGCCGUUCGAGGUCCAUGUGCGCCAGUGGGAGUGCGGGAGCGUGGUCCACGGCGCCUCAUGCAUGUGCGGCGUCGCGAGGGACGGCGGUGACGUCAUAGCCUUCGACAUGUGCAACGGCGAGCUGGGGGACACCAGGCCGCACCUGUCAGUGAAGAACAGGGGACGGGGCAAGAGCUGCAUCCGCAUCACUGAGUCUUACCAAGGACGAAAGUCACAGUGAAUUACCUUCUCGUCUGGGGCAUUUGUGUGUGCCGAUGUGUCUGACUGGGGCAUGAGUCUGACCCUGAGGGCCCCCAGCUCAGACUGGGGCUACACCGAGGGCCUGUGUGGAACGAUAUACGGACAGACGCACAAUGACCUCCACACAGCAGGGGGCGCAGCGCUGGACAAUGAAGACGUAGCAGCCUUCAUCUCUGAAUGGAGACUCCCUCCUGGUAGCAGCUUGUUUGACACCGUUCCGUCCUAUCAGAGCGCCCCAAACCCUCACAGGUACUGUAACUGUGAAGAAGAGUCCCGCCCCAAAUCCCCGCGAACCAGGUCUCAGCCAAUCCCUGGCUCCGACUCCUCCUGUUCUCACCACGGCAACGUGAGACUCCACAGUAUAAUCCCUACUCUAGAUGUCACUGCCGAAUACAUCAACUCAGUAGAGCUGUUCAAAGGCCACCAUGACUACCCCUCAGGGAACUCCAACCAGCAUGGCCAGGCCGAGGACACCGCCUCCCAGCCUGGAGAGAGAGGCUCUACCCUAACAGGCUCCAGCCAUGGAGCCAACAACCAGAGAAGCCGUGGAAGGCGCCAGUCCUACCAGUUCCUCCCCAACACGCCCUACCAGAGCUUGAGCCAGUCCGACCUGGAGGGCUUCACCUACUUCUUCCCAGAGGACCACGAGCUGGCAGCCCAGCCCGAGCCUCCCCUACCCCCCACCUGGCCCACCCCGUCUGGGCUAACACAGCUCCAGGCCAGGGUGCAGUGCCAGCGGGUGGUGGCUAACUCCAGUGUGGCCCUGGGCUGCGGCCGGCUCUUAGGCCCGGCCAUAGUGAGCCAGGCGGUGGCUAUGUGCGUCAGCGACCUCCAGCUAAAGGACGACCAGGCCUGGGUGGGCGCCACUCUGCCUCUGCUUGAGAACGAGUGUGAGAGGAGGCUAGUGGAGGAGAGGGGGAGAGAGGGAGAGCACCAGGACAUGUUGUCCUUCCUCAAGUGUCCUAAUCUAUGUAAUGGGAAUGGGCAGUGCUCCGAGUGGGGGUGUUUGUGCUUCCCCGGAUUCGGCUCCUACGACUGCAGCGUUAUCUCUGACCAGACUCCAGAGAUCACAGAGCUGGAGAACGAGGGACUGUGUGAUGUCAGACAGAGUGACUGCUCCACUGUACAGGUCUUUGGACAAGGCUUCAAAGACUCCUAUGAACUCAAGUGUGAAUUUUUGAAGGAAAAGUUUGUGGAUGGUGAGUGGACCCUGGACGAACCUCAGUUUUCCCUGGCUACCUUCCUGGAUGUGUCAGGUCUGGAGUGUCGGCUCCCCCUGGGAAUGGCCACCGGCAGACCCCUCGCACGCUGGCAGAUCAAAGUGUCCAACGACGGCUACGGCUACAGCAAUGCCAAGAUCCUGACCCUGUUCGAUGGAGCCUGUCAGAUCUGCACGCUCAAUGCUGACGUUCUCUGUACCUCGAGGGAGAAAACAUGCAACAUUGACAGUGUAUGUUAUGGAGAGGGAGACCGAAAUCCCAGAAGCCCUUGCUUGAUAUGCCGACGACUCCUCCAAUACACAUGGUCCAUCGCUGAGAAGAACGAGCCUCCAGUGUUUCAGGCAGCCCAGGGGCGUCUGCAGACGUUCCAGGGGGAGAACUUUGUGUACCAGCUGCAGGCUCAGGACCCAGAGGGCUCUGCGGUGCUGUUCACUCUGGAGUCAGGCCCCAGUGACGCCUCCCUCUCCCCCGCUGGCCUGGUCAUCUGGAAGGCUACUGACGCUGCCAUCUCCACCUCCACACAGACCUUUCGGUUCACCGUCACAGACGAUUGUAAUGCUGAGACGCAUGCCUCUGUCCAGGUCUCUGUGUGGCCCUGUGGCUGUCUGAACAGAGCUUCCUGUGUUACAAACAUCAACCUCCCUCCUGGCAGUGGGGAGUACCUAUGUAUCUGUCCCGCUGGCUUCAGAGGGGACAGGUGUGAGGAGGACAUAGACGACUGUAAACCCAACCCCUGCCGUAUGGCCAAGUGUAUAGACGGACCCAACUCUUUCUCCUGCAUCUGUCCCCCCGGAAUGACAGGUCAUACCUGUAGAGAGGAUUUGGAUGAAUGUGCCGCAGAGCCGUGCUUCCCUGGGGUGGGCUGCAACAAUACACUGAGCUCAUUCACCUGUGGCUCCUGUCCAGAGGGUUACACUGGGGACGGGAAGAGUUGCAUUAAAUCAGAGCCGUCCAGUGGUAAGGGUGAUGACUAUGAGCCUAUUCAUAGAGUGCCCGUGCCCGUACCUGCUGUACCCACUGGAGGUCACCAGGGUUCUGGCACGGUUAAACCAUCAGGCCAGGCCCCCUGCUCCAGACAACCAUGCUACCCAGGGGUGCAGUGCUUCGAGAGCACACAUGUGUCCAUAGGGUACAUCUGUGGACCCUGUCCACCUGGGCUCCAUGGCAACGGACACACCUGUAGUAGAAGCACCACAACAGGACAGAGGCCAGUUACCACCAACAGAGAAGAUGGACGUCCCCAAGUGACAGAAGACUCCAGUAGGGAAAUCACUGGCACCACCUCCAACUCUUCCUCUUCUUCCUCCUUCCAGAAAAGGAGGAAAACUGAGGGGCCCUCGUCGGGUAGCAAGAGAGUCCCCUCCAUGGAGAGAAAGACACCUAUUAGCCCCCAGGACCAAACUAUCACCAGAGUCUCCACCCCCACCAAUCACAACAGAGGUCAGAGCAGCAAGGUGGACCUGACCCCUGACCUCAACCACGGGGUCAGGUGGGGGUCAUCGACUCCCAUAGUGACCUGUGCGGACUCGCCCUGCUUCUCCGGUGUGCCCUGUGAGCCCACUGUCUCAGGGUCCUUCAAGUGUGGCCGCUGCCCGUAUGGUUACACUGGAGAUGGGGUCACCUGCAAAGCUGUGUGCCGGUAUCCAUGUGGAAGGAAUAUGGAGUGCUCUCUACCCAACACCUGCACUUGUAAAGAAGGCUAUACUGGAUAUAACUGCCACAUAGCUGUCUGCCGACCGGACUGCAAGAACCAUGGGAAGUGUGUCAGGCCAAAUGUGUGUGUCUGUCCUGUGGGCUACAGCGGACCAACAUGUGAGGAAGCUAACUGUGAGCCGUCUUGCCAGCAUGGCGGAACCUGUCUGGCCAGGAAUCUCUGCACCUGUCCUUACGGUUACGUGGGACCAAGAUGUGAAAUCAUGGUGUGCAACAGGCACUGUGAAAACGGAGGGGAGUGUAUUUCUCCCGAUGUGUGUAAGUGCAAGUCUGGCUGGUACGGACCAACAUGUAACUCAGCUGUCUGCAAUCCAGUGUGUUUGAAUGGUGGGACUUGUAUCAAACCCAACAUCUGCACCUGUCCCAGUGGCUUCUAUGGCUCCCAAUGUCAGAUUGCUGUGUGCAGCCCUCCCUGUAAGAACGGAGGUCAGUGUAUGAGGAACAACGUGUGCUCCUGCCCCGAGGGCUACACAGGGAAGAGGUGUCAGAAGAGUGUGUGUGACCCCAUGUGCAUGAACAAGGGGAAGUGUGUGGGGCCCAACUCCUGCUCCUGUGCCUCUGGGUGGAGGGGGAAGAGGUGUAACAUUCCCGUGUGCCUGCAGAAGUGUAAGAACGGUGGUGAGUGUGUGGGAGCCAACACCUGCCAUUGUCCCACGGGAUGGGAAGGCCUGCAGUGUCAGUCCGCCAUCUGUAAGCAGAGAUGUCUUAAUGGGGGAAGGUGUGUCCUGCCCAACUUCUGCCACUGCCGCAAUGGGUACACUGGCGUCACCUGUGGGUUAAAGGCCCCUCUUGCAUAAGGGAAAUUACUGAAGAUGCAGAAGUUUUACAAAAUACACAGCGCAACAGAAGAGAAGAGUCCUUAUUAGGCAGUCUGUGAUCAUGGAGUGUGUGUGCCUGUAUGUGUGUGUGUGUGUGUGUUUGUGUGUGUGCUUGUGUGUGUGUGUGUUCGUGCGUGUAAUUGUGUGUGUGUGCGUGUGCAUGUGUGUGUAUCUUUGUACAUUAACGGGGACUGGAUAUAUUGCACGUAUCUAAUUGUCCCUGUUUUGUUGCUACCUCAAUGCUCAAGGUAGCACAUUGAUAUAAAGCCCUAGCAUAAGAAAUGCAUAGCAUAUUCAUUAACAAUGCAUAAUACUAAUUGGUGUUUUGACCAAUCAGAUCAGCUGUUUUGACAAUAAUUGGGCAAAAGAUCAGAAAUGUGCUGCCUGUGUAAACGUAGCCAAACUAUGUAAUCUAACAUAGACGUUCAGACAUGUAUUUUAAUGCAUACAAAUGUGUUUUAUAGUCCUUAUCCUAGGCUUUUAUACAAAAGUGUUACUGCACACAGUAUUACGUUAGAGUAAGAGAAGAGAAUCCGAUGAAAAACUAGUUGAUGGUUUAUUGAAGAACAAUCUAGAUUUAUAAGAUAUUAAUACCCACUUUUCUAUUUGUUUUGUUGUUCCUUGUUAUUAAUUUGACCAAAGUUUUUUCCGCUGUGGUUUAUUGUGGUACUGAAAGUGUUUUUUUGCCUAAACUGUUGUGCACUGUUGUUUCACACUUAAUAUGUAUGGAGAAAUAAUACUAUUCUUCUUUAUGCAUCACACCUGCCUUGGAAAUGUUAUUAGCUUGUUUGAUUUUUAUGUCCACUUGUCUGCAAUCGUUUUGUAACUGUUGACGAGAUCUGUUAUAAGUAUCAAUUCAGAUAUACUUGAUCACUUUUGUACAUUAUACUGUAGAUAUAGUACCAGUCCAAAUUUGGACACACCUACUCAUUCGAGGGUUUUGCUUUAUUUUUACUAUUUUCUACAUUGUAGAAAGAGUGUGCAAAGCUGUCAUCAAGGCAAAGGGUGGCUAUUUGAAGAAUCUCAAAUAUAAAAUAUAUUUUGAUUUGUUUAACACUUUUUUGGUUACUACAUGAUUCCAUAUGUGUUAUUUCAUAGUUUUGAUGUCUUCACUAUUAUUCUACAAUGUAAAAAAUAGUGAAAAUAAAGAAAAUCCCUUGAAUGAGUAGGUGUGUCCAAACUUUUGACUGGUACUGUAGGUCAAAACAUUCAUUAUUUUAACACUUAAACCUCAUUGUUGUAAAUCACGCAUAUUGAAACAAAAUAAAAAGUGAUUGUGUAA
Messenger RNA from Coregonus clupeaformis (lake whitefish), 5695 nucleotides. RefSeq names its product von Willebrand factor D and EGF domains-like (gene vwde). Gene Ontology annotation, molecular function: calcium ion binding; signaling receptor binding. Gene Ontology annotation, biological process: anatomical structure development. Lineage: Eukaryota; Metazoa; Chordata; Actinopteri; Salmoniformes; Salmonidae. Gene Ontology annotation, cellular component: extracellular region; cell surface. The record is from RefSeq and is a predicted model, not a curated record.